AUGGCCGCCGAGCAGCAGCCUGUGCGUUUCGGGAUCCUGGGCUGUGCUGAAAUAGCUCGCAAAGUGUCCCGCGCCAUGAUACUCAGCCCCAACUCCACUAUCGUUGCUAUUGGCAGCCGAUCGCUCGAGAAAGCUGUUAACUUCGCAAAAAACAACGGCUUCCCGGUUUCAGCCAAGGCAUACGGUUCUUACGAUGCCGUAUUGGACGACCCCAACGUCGACGCCGUAUAUAUCCCGCUGCCCACUAGCCUCCACCUCCAAUGGGUGGUUGCCGCGGCUAAGAAGAAGAAGCACAUACUUUUGGAAAAGCCGGUGGCUCUGAACGUGAAGGAGCUGGAUUUGAUUCUGGAGGCGUGUGAAUCCAAUGGGCUGCAGUUCAUGGAUGCUACCAUGUGGAUGCACCAUCCAAGGACUUCUAAAAUGAAAGAAUUCCUCUCUGAUUCUCACAGUUUUGGCCAGCUUAAAACGAUACACAGCAUUUUUUCAUACAACAGCGGCGAUGAUUUUCUGAAAAACGACAUCCGUGUGAAGCCAGAUCUUGAUGCUCUAGGUGCUCUUGGGGACACCGGGUGGUACUGUAUUCGUGCAAUCUUGUGGGCUACUGACUACGAACUGCCUAAAACUGUAACUGCCUUGCCCGAUGCAGAGUUCAAUGAAGACGGGGUAAUUCUAUCCUGCGCUGCUUCUUUACGUUGGGACGAUGGGAAACGAGCAACUUUCUACUGUUCUUUCCUCACCAAUUUAACUAUGGAUAUCAGUGUUCUUGGUGCCAGUGGAUAUUUACGUGUCCAUGACUUUGUAAUUCCUUUCCAAGAGAAUGUUGGACCAUUUUAUGUAACAGCAAACACCAAAUUUGCUGAGCUAGCAAUUGGGAUUGAACCUGCACCAACUGAACACAAAAUCAAUACAGAUCUUCCCCAGGAAGCCCUUAUGGUGAAGGAGUUCUCGGGUUUAGUUUCCGGUAUAAAAGAACACGGUUCGGGUACUGAAAAGAAAUGGCCAACCAUCAGUAGAAAGACACAGAUUCUUGUUGAUGCUGUGAAAGCAUCAAUUGAGAAAGGUUUUGAGCCUAUUGAGGUUGUGUUCUAG
Messenger RNA from Fraxinus pennsylvanica, 1089 nucleotides. NCBI's taxonomy places the organism in Eukaryota, Viridiplantae, Streptophyta, Magnoliopsida, Lamiales, Oleaceae. The record is from the annotation of a GenBank genome assembly.